AAAAAAAAGCUUCUUGAAGAACUUGGAGAGAAUAGACUUCCAUAUAUGACACCAGCCGAUGCUGAUUUCGAUCAGUUGUGGAAGACCAAAUAUUCCAAACUGAUUUUCGGGAAAUCUAGUACAGUACCUGAAGAGCUCCAUCAAAUGGUACAAGAAGGCUUUCUGACCUUGCGAAAACACGAUUGUUUCUUUCAAGAUCUUGUAAGGAUCAAAGGAAAAGAUUUUGUUACCCCAGUGUCUCGUAUAUUAAUUGGAAACCCAGGAUGCACUUACAAGUACUUGAACACAAGAUUAUUUACAGUUCCUUGGCCUACUGAAGGUUAUGAUAUAAAAUAUUGCAGUCCUCAAAUACAUGAUGCUUGUAAAGCAUUAAUCACACUUAAUGACUACUUGCAUAUUGAAGCAGUCAAGGCAUUGCAAGGACAAAAUUUGUUUGAGACCAAAGAAAUUAAAGAUACUACUGUAAUAGAUAGGGCACAAAAUUUUGCUACUUCUCUUACGGAGAAAGCGUCUGUUUCAAAAGAUCAAAGCAGUUGUUGUGUACCAGAGGAUGACUACGUAAGUCUAAAGAACAGAACAUCUUAUAACUUGACUUUAUUAAAUUAUAUGGAUCCACUACAAAUGCUGUACUUGAAACAAGAACCUUAUUUUGGAAUGGGGAACAUGGCAGUGAGCUGGCACCAUGAUGAGAAUCUGGUUGAAAGGUCAACGGUUGCUGUGUACAGUUAUAGCUGUGAAGGUUCAGCCGUGGAAGAAAGUAGUGAACAAAAACUGAAGGGAAGAGACCCAGCUGUUUGGCACGUAGGCUUGAAGGUAGCAUGGGACAUAGAGACGCCUGGAUUAGCAAUGCCACUUGAGCAAGGAGACUUCUACUUGAUGCUUGAUGAUCUCAAUAUGACACAUCAGCACUGUGUUCUGGCUGGUUUUUCACCUCGAUUCAGCUCAACUCACAGAGUGGCGGAUUGUUCGAGAGGAACAUUGGAAUACAUAUUUGGACGAUGUGAACUGGCACUCCAGAAUUUACAGACUGAUUCUGAUUCAAUGGCUUUAUCUUUGAAAUCACUGGAAACUGCAGUUGUAAAGCAAGUAGAAGAAAUACAUAAUGAGGUUGAAUUUGAGUGGCUUAGGCAGUUUUGGUUUCAAGGCAAGAGAUAUUUGAAGUGCACUGAUUGGUGGCUUAAACCUAUGGCUAAAUUGGAAGAAUUUUGGAGAAAAAUGGAGAUUAUGACAAGCCUGGUCCUCUCUGAAGUUGGAAAAGUGGAACAAAGUGAGGGACAAAGGAAUGAAACCAUCAGCUGCUUCUUGCUAGUUCUUACUGAGCGACAGAAGCUGCGUAAAGAAUGGACAGCAAGGUGA
This is a messenger RNA of Cariama cristata (Red-legged seriema), 1356 nucleotides long. It is a transcript of the gene FTO, whose product is annotated as fat mass and obesity associated. Gene Ontology annotation, molecular function: broad specificity oxidative DNA demethylase activity; ferrous iron binding; mRNA N6-methyladenosine dioxygenase activity. Lineage: Eukaryota; Metazoa; Chordata; Aves; Cariamiformes; Cariamidae. The record is from RefSeq and is a predicted model, not a curated record. Gene Ontology annotation, biological process: DNA alkylation repair; regulation of multicellular organism growth; RNA repair. The annotation marks the transcript as partial. The transcript is spliced from 7 exons.